AUCUGCUGCAGAGCCAACCACGCGGCCUCCGCCGCCGCCCCGGCAUCCGAGAGCCCCCCACCGUUUCUGAAAAAGAAGGGGCCCCCAACCUCCGCACCGCCGCCGGACAACAUGGAUUUCGCUCGUCGUAGGAGAACCACCAAACCCCCGCCGGCGCCCCCCACCUGCCACCAACGAGACGGGGCAAGGGCCACGCGCGCGUCCGUCCGCCGCGCCGAGGCACUCGGUGGCAGUCGGAAUCCUUCCACCGCAUCCCCCGCCCCUCCUUGGCCGAGGUGCCUUAAGCAUUGCGGCAUGGCAACUCACGGAGCGCGUCGUCAAUCCGGGAAGAUGCAACCCGGCUGUCGCCGCCUGCUGCUUGCUCGGCUUCUCGCCCUCCUCGCGCUGCUGCUGCUAAUCGUCGGUGUGCAUGGCCGUAUAGGAGGGGGCUGCGGUAGUCGUAAAGAACCCAAACGGCUGCACAGGUCUGCCCCCUCCAGAGUGUCCAGGCUGUGGAUAGCAGCAGGUCUCACUCCGAAGCAUAUGCCCACGCCGAUGGCAUCUCAGGAUGUUGUGUAUCGUUCUACAAUAGUUGAUUUUGUUUCUGUAUGGUAUAAGAGAGAUAUGAAGGUCACAAUCUUUUCCUUACUUACGGAAUGUUAAGGAAAACAAGGAUAGCUGAAUAUAAGACACAAUUCAUCGA
Molecule: messenger RNA, 682 nt
Organism: Aegilops tauschii subsp. strangulata
Lineage: Eukaryota; Viridiplantae; Streptophyta; Magnoliopsida; Poales; Poaceae
Source: RefSeq, a predicted model, not a curated record